AUGAUUAUUUUGUCAAAAAUAGAGAAUCUGUGGCGCUAUGUGGUUGGAUUGAAUUCCAUGCGAUGUAGGAAGCCACGUAGAGACAUUGAUAGUCGUAUAUACAAGUUCAUAUACGCACUCUUCUCCUCCGCAAGUGAGCUUCAUCAUCAUCAUCAUCAUCAUCAUGGCGGGGCAAUCACGGAAGUGGAUGAUUUUGGUGGCCACCAUAUGGAUUCAGGCAUUCACUGGCACCAAUUUUGAUUUCUCAGAGUACUCUUCUUCCCUUAAAUCUGUACUAAACAUCUCUCAGGUGCAACUCAACUACCUUGCCACUGCCAAUGACAUGGGCAAGCUCUUUGGUUGGUCUUCAGGACUCGCUCUCAUCUAUCUUCCCCUCCCUCUUGUCAUGCUUGUUGCUGCUUUCAUGGGCUUAUUCGGCUAUGGCUUCCAGUGGCUUCUCAUCAACAAUAUCAUCACGUUGCCUUAUUUUCUGGUCUUUCUGUUGUGUCUGUUGAGUGGCUGUAGCAUCUGUUGGUUCAACACAGUGUGUUUUGUUCUCUGCAUCAGAAAUUUCCCAGUGAACAGACCCCUUGCAUUAUCACUCACUGUGAGUUUCAAUGGUAUAAGUGCAGCACUUUACACACUUGCUGCCAAUUCAAUAGACCCUUCAUCUGAUGCACUGUAUCUGCUUUUGAAUGCACUUGUUCCCCUUCUCACUUCCAUUGCAGCACUAGUCCCAAUUCUUCGCCAACCACCUUUAGACUCUCUUUCUCCAUAUGCUGCUAGUAGAAACUCAGUAAUAUUUCUAGUAUUGAACUUCUUAGCCAUUUUCACUGGCCUUUACCUCCUUCUAUUCGGCUCAUCAACUUCUGAUGAAGCCACAGCAAGGCUCUACUUUGGUGGAGCUAUUGUGUUCCUCAUCUCUCCACUAUGUAUUCCAGGCAUUAUAUAUGCUAGAGAUUGGUUUCACCGUUCCAUUCAUUCCAGCUUUCGGGUGCAAGGCUCAGGCUUCAUUCUUGUUCAUGUUGAUGAUCUUGAGCUUCAUAAAGAACUCCUUACCCGUCAAAACAGUGCUCUCAGCAGUGCUCUCAGCAAUGGAGAUGGUCACAGUUACAGCCUGGUGAGUGGGAAUGGAUCCAUGUAUGGAAAAACUAGUGAUGUGUGUUGUGACAAGAUGCUUGGGCAGGAUCAGUUGGCAAUGCUAGGAGAAGAACACCCAGCGGCAUUGGUUGUCCAAAGGUUGGAUUUUUGGCUCUAUUAUGUUGCAUACUUCUGUGGUGGCACAAUUGGUCUUGUCUACAGCAAUAAUCUGGGACAGAUAGCUCAGUCUUUAGGCCUGAGUUCAAGUACAUCUACUCUGGUCACGCUAUAUUCAGCUUUCUCCUUCUUUGGCCGCUUGCUUUCAGCUGGACCAGACUAUAUUAGAAAUAAGUUCUACUUUGCAAGGACGGGGUGGCUAGCCAUUGCACUUAUUCCAACUCCAAUUGCGUUUAUAUUGCUUGCUUCAUCAGACAGUGCUGUGACACUUAACAUAGGCACUGCACUAAUUGGUUUAAGUUCUGGUUUCAUAUUUGCGGCUGCUGUGGCAGUUACAUCUGAGCUAUUUGGACCCAACAGUGUGAGUGUCAAUCACAACAUUCUCAUAACAAACAUCCCAAUUGGGUCACUUCUGUAUGGUUUUCUGGCUGCGGUUGUUUAUGAUGCCAAUGCUCAGCCAGCACCAGGAGGUUUAAUGGCUGAGUCACUAGUGUGCAUGGGUAGGCAUUGCUACUUUUGGACAUUUGUUUGGUGGGGAGGAAUGUCUGUCCUAGGACUAACUUCUAGUGUGCUGUUAUUCUUAAGAACCAAACAUGCAUAUGAUCAUUUUGAAAGUCACCGUAUUUCAGCACAAUCAACUGUGUCUUAACUUCUGCCACUUUAGAAAAGUGAAGAUCAUAGAAUUGUUGAUAGUAGAAGCUUGAGAUAUACAGGCUAUGAUUUUGGAGGCAGGGAUAAAACAAGGGUGAAUAUUGAUGAACAUGUAUAUAUAUAUUCUGUUCUAGCUUAGUAUGGUUGAGGUCUUCAGGAGAGAUCUAAUUCAUAGGCAAAAAGGCCUGAGGAUUUUGUUUCUCUCUGACAAAACAAGGGUGAGUGUCCAUCAAUGAACAUGUAAGCACUCUGCUUUGAACAGAGUGAGAUUUUCUUCUAAUAGCAGCCGGAGAUGCAGCAGUCCGGACCUAUGCUUUGGCCUAUGCUGUGGAUAACUUGUGAAUAGAUUUAUUUAUAACAAUUCUGAUAACUUGUACAGAGUUUCUAUUUUUAAACAUGAUUUUUAACUUUUUCUUAAUUUAAAUAAAAUAUUUAAUAUUAAUUGUUU
Messenger RNA from Abrus precatorius (Indian licorice), 2335 nucleotides. Its product is annotated as protein NUCLEAR FUSION DEFECTIVE 4-like. NCBI's taxonomy places the organism in Eukaryota, Viridiplantae, Streptophyta, Magnoliopsida, Fabales, Fabaceae. The record is from RefSeq and is a predicted model, not a curated record. The transcript has 3 exons. Gene Ontology annotation, cellular component: membrane. The coding region runs from base 164 to 1885 and encodes 573 amino acids.